Messenger RNA from Ectocarpus sp. CCAP 1310/34, 2321 nucleotides. The record is from the annotation of a GenBank genome assembly. Lineage: Eukaryota; Phaeophyceae; Ectocarpales; Ectocarpaceae.
GCAAAGAGAAAGGACACAGCUCUCUCACCGCAGCACGCACACGUACAACCCACAGCACACGCACAGCACCACAGAGGAGUUUACCAUGGGUCGCAGGAAAGGAUCACCGCCUGCGGCUGGAGCAAAAAAGCCCGGGACGAAAUCAAACGCAGAGAAAAAGAGCGACGAGGAGGAGCGAUCACGGCAGGCAGCAGCUUUCCGUACGGUCAUGGGGUGGGCAGACACAACAACACGGAAGCGUCAGCGAGUCAGUUGCGAAGGUGCUACCAACGACGAGGAAAGUGCGGGUGAGAGGAGUACACCGACGACGAUAUCUGACGUCGGAAGAGGCAGUACGAGCCAGGCAGUACAUUACACGUCGUUCGUGGGGCAUCAAAUAACUCCGCAACCGCUUCAACCCAGUCGCCGUCUUCCAAGGGGAAAGGCAAGGGGAAAGCUCGUAGAGAACGUCCCGUAGGAGCAGCGGCAUCAGAGGUAGUUGCAGCAACAGAGGGGCCGGAAGCAGGAGGGACAGUAGAACCAGCUGCAACAGUAACAGCAGGAAUGCCACAAGCACCAACAGCAACAUCACCAGCAGCGGCAACAGCAACACAAGCGGCAACAGCAGGAGUAACGUCAGCAAGCCCACCACCAUCUACCGCUCCUGUUCCUCAACCACCGGCACCGCUACUAGCGGCUGGGGCGGCGGAUUUACAAGGGGAACAAAGACGAGGACGAGGCGGCACUGCAAGCUCUAGUUCCUGUGCUGAAACUCGACCAACAGCUGCGGCAGGAGGCACGGCAGGUGCCGUUACAGGGGGGACGAUAGCUCAAGCUGCGGCUGUGGCGGCGGCGGCCGUCGGAGCAGCAAGCAUAGGUCAAGGCAGUGGCAGAGCUAGACGGGAAACACAAGGAGGUGGAGCGGCGGGAACGUCAGCUCCCCCUCCCGUCGGCGGGGGUGGUGUUGAGGAUAGCCAACGNGCUCCCGAAGUGUGUUACGAUGUAGAACACCUAAGGAUUGCCGAAACUUUCUCCGUUCCUUCUGAAGCCACUGCUUGUUCGCGUGGAUACCCGAGUAUUUGUUCCCGGAGCUAGCGCUGGCGGGAAUUCCGUGUCCAAGGUGCGGGAAAAGGGGUUCGCCAGAUGGAUAGAAUCCCAAGGGGCCACGACGGGUGUUCAUGGAGGAAGACGUGGGGUACAUCAUAGGAUUCCGGUACAAGUGCGAGCGGUGUGUUGAAUACAACGGGACCGUGGAGGAGUCGGAGCAGCGCCCUACCAGUUUCAACGCGUGGGAUGUCGGAUGCCUGGAUCGCCUUCCUGACUACGUGUCGAAGGAAUUUUUUCCGUUCAUUCUGACUCAUCGGUCGGGUAUCGACAUUCGUCUUGUCGACCGGCUCGCAGACGACCUGGCCCAUGGGAAGGGCUNACCGCUGCCAAGUACAUCCGUCAGGCACACACGAGGAAGUUUAUGGUGUAUCAACUGAAGUACGUGUCACUGGCUGACGCCCGGCGAUCGAGCCGGGUGAGCUUGUUCGGAGCGGCCCCAGUACCAGAGAAGUUUGGGAGUUCGAUGACACCGAGAAGUAUUGCGGUGCGGUGCUUUCGGACCACUACCUGCGGGACGUGUGGCGCACGUACUUCUCAGAACUUCCUGUGCUGGGGGUGGAAGGCGUGAAGUGGACGCGGGAGGACUAUUUGCCCCGCGUGCACCAGCGCUGGGACGGAACCGUACUCGCUGGAGAUGCUUCGUUCAAGUUUGCGAAGAUCAUACGGCUAGGGGCAACAGCGCACGGAGAGCGCACCCGCCCCGUGCACGGCAUUUUCACAGUCUUCAACGAUUACGAGCAGGUCCAGUAGCAUGCGCCUCUCGCCGUCCGUAGAUAUGUUUCGUUCGUACUUUGAGCUUGUUUCCCCUGUGGUGUUUCGUCGUAGGGGUGUUUGCGUGUUAGUCCUUAGGCCUUGUGCCGUGUUGCCGUGUGGUGUGUGCGAAAUUGGUUCCACCUGGGUUCUCUCAUGAAGCUUGAGCCGUGAUCCGAUUUUCCACUCGCUGUGUUCCCUUCUUACAUGCCUCUUGCCAGUUUUCGGCGCGCACAGAGCGAACUGAAAUGCAUUUAAGCACGGAAGAAAAGGGUGUUCCCGCCCUGCCUUUGCAAUGUCUGCCGUGGCUCAUACACUGAAAGCUGAAUUUUACUUGUAUAUACGUAAAACGGGCAUGGGGUUCCUGGUGUUCUUGUUGUAUAAAACCGCCCAGCAAUAUGAUGCAGGGAGGAACCGGUUAUUCUGUGGUAGUAGCUUGCACCUGAAGCGUGCGACACAGCAGUAGCAGUUACGCGUCAUGGNUU